Molecule: messenger RNA, 1297 nt
Organism: Ilex paraguariensis (yerba mate)
Lineage: Eukaryota; Viridiplantae; Streptophyta; Magnoliopsida; Aquifoliales; Aquifoliaceae
Source: the annotation of a GenBank genome assembly
AGAGAGAAAGAGAGAGAGAGAUGGGGAACUGCCAAGCUAUAGAUGCAGCAGCACUAGUGAUACAACAUCCGAAUGGCAGACUAGACAGGAUGUAUUGGUCGGUGACUGCAAGUGAGGUGAUGAAAAUGAAUCCUGGACAUUAUGUUUCUCUUAUAAUUCCCUUGUCUGUUGAUGGUGACGAGAACUCGGAUGGCAAGACAGUGCGGUUCACUCGUGUUAAACUUCUCCGGCCAAGUGAUACUCUUGUUCUUGGUAGAGCUUAUCGCCUUGUCACCUCUCAAGAGGUUAUGAAGGUUUUGAGAGCCAAGAAAUAUGCAAAGAUGAAGAAGAACCCACCCGAAUCGGCUGAGAAGUUGCUAACAGAUCCAGUCAACCAGAGUUCAAGUUGUGAGGUAGAACUAGGAAGGCCUGAGUUGGAGAAAACCAACAUGGUAACUCUCUUCAGCCAAUCAGUCAUUACCCAUAUGAGAAAAUGUUUAAAAUUUGCCAAAUCCUUUGGUGAACAAGCUGCAAUUCAACUAUGUUUCUGACUGAUGAUACUGUUUUUGAAGUUAUUGUUAUUGAAAAAAAAAAGUCUAUCAAGCAGCGCAACCAAGACCUUUUAUACCAAGGAAAUCACGCUUCUACUCUAUUCAACACAGCCGUUAUCCCAACUAUUUAGGGUCGGUUACAUGAAUCCUAUUUUUUCGUUAUCAGUAUCACUGGCUAGUAUCAAAUGAGUACUUCCAUUUUCCUCUAAAUUCAGUCAAUCCCUAACCUGCGAUUCAUAGAAUCCAAGGGAUUUGCUGGUAUUUCCUUUAGUAGUGGCCUAAAAAAAAUAUACCAGUUCUAAAAAUGCAUACAUGAUUGAAGAAAGUUUAUUCAUUUUUGUCACUGAACACUUAUCCUAGAAUGACAUUUGAAAAAUUCAGGAGAUGAGACACGAAAGACAUCGACAGAGGCCAUCAGGAUCAACAAACUUAGCAGCAGGGUCAAAAUCAUGGCGCCCUUCGUUGAAGAGCAUCUCUGAGGCUGGAAGCUAAUGAUCAUGGUCGCGAUUUGUUGAUAAUGAAUCGUUCAAUGCUGGAAACAUAGAUAAUGUAAAUCUAUUGAAGUCUGGUUCCAAAAAUUCCUAUACCAGCGUCAACGACAAGUGUUUGAGCCAAUGUGAGUAAUAAACCUCUGUAUAGAUGAGAAAAUUGCAAUUGGGUUGACACUGUUUCACGACAAACAUUCCAUAAUGGAAUUAAAAUUGCCUCCACAUUUUCCAUUUCCUUAGUUGAUAUAGCAGAAAAAGAUGAACACAAAAAAGAAGAUU